Entrophospora candida is the source of this 939-nucleotide messenger RNA. Lineage: Eukaryota; Fungi; Glomeromycota; Glomeromycetes; Entrophosporales; Entrophosporaceae. The record is from the annotation of a GenBank genome assembly.
AUGUUAGACUUUUCUUCCAAUACUAUUAAUACUCGUCAAGACAUCAUUAUUAAUUCUAAUAGUAAUAGGUUUUCUUCACCUACUUCAUAUUCUUCUUCCAAUACUAUUAUUAAUUCUUCUACUACAAGGCCUACAACAAAUAAUUUCUCUUCCAACACCAAUUCUUCCUUUGCUCCCAAGAAUUCUCGUAGAAAAUCUUCUAUUUCUUAUAAAAAACAACAAACAAUUUUGGAAUCUCCAACAAAUGAAGCCAAAGACGGGGAUUUGGAUUUGAAUAAUGCAGCGAAUGAAUUAAAGGUACAAAAGAGAAGAAUUUACGAUAUCACAAAUGUAUUGGAAGGAAUUGGUUUAAUAGAGAAAAAUUCAAAAAAUCAUGUUCGUUGGAAAUUGGCAGAACUUCGAAUGGCUAAUGCAAAUCUUGAAUCUGUACGAAAAGAACUUUUAAAGGCUGAAAAGGAAGUGGAUGUAAAUAUUUAUGAAUCAGAGGAAUUUUCGAGAUUAGCAUUUGUUUAUGAAUCAGAAAUCAAAAACAUUCUUUCAAAUCACGGAGAUAUUUUAAUUGUUGUUAGAGCUAUAUCUGGGAAUGCUGGUCAAUUCCCUGAAUUAAAUAGCCAGCCAAAUCAAUCAUCCUCCUCUUCAUCUUCAUCUUAUCAAAUUCAAAUACGUAAUCCCAACAAUCAACAAAUUUAUUUAAGCCCGCCGAUUAACAUUCACGAAGAGAUGUCACCUUUCCGAUUUAAUAUUUCAAUUCCACCUCCUUUUCCUCAUCCAUCUACUACUCCAACACCGCCAGAAGAAGAAAAUUAUGAAUUGCGUGAUACGAAUGCUGAUAGUGAAGGUGGUGGAAGUGGGGGGAAUCGUGAUUUGAUUCCUAAUAAUAUGUUUGGACGUGAUUUAAGUCAGAAGACGAUGAGGGAGGGUGGUGGUUAUCGACCAUAA